ACACCUCUGGCGGGGCAGCAUCAAGCUCGUUUCUGCUGUGUUGUUUUUACUAUUCCAACAGUUUUCGUGUCGAUGUCCUGAACAUUAUCCUAGUUCAUCAUAAUCUUCACCAUUUCGUCACUCCACCUUGGAUACCAAGCUACACAGAAAAAUACGGGAAAACGAGAAUUUGGGGAAAUUGGAUGUUAUAAUUCGGUUUUCUUUGACUUGGGACGCAAACUGCUGAAGGGAACUUGUAGUACAUUUGGAAGUGAUCAAUCUUCGCAAACAAGAUUUUGAAAACAACCCAACUAAGCUGUCAAAAUGCUAAGAGCAACUCCGUUGAUGCUCUGCAUCCUGUCUGCAGCGUGGGAACCAACCAAAGGAUUCCUGGGAAGAGGAACACUGCUUGAAGAUAAAGGGGACAUCUUCAACAUCUACUGCAAAGAAUUCGACAGGUCAACACAAGUUUGGCACCACCGGGAGAUUACGAGGGAGGCCGUUAGAAGGGUCAUUGUCCAAUACUUUAAGGAAGUGCCGCCUUCCGUGGGUGUCUACAAUCACAGGGACGGCAUGACCUUAGAGGAAGCCUAUCGCGAAUACUACGGUUCGAAAGCGUCCCCUCAGCCAUUUCUCCACGCGCUGGGCAGGCUGGUCGACGCAUCAGCCAGCACUGAUUCUGGAAUCCUGGGAGCUGAUCCGAGGUAUCACUUCGGAAGCGAAAGGUUUUCAGAAUCUCAACAGCAGUUGGCUAGCCGUUGGCGAAGAAUCGUUCAAGCAGGCUUGGCUGGCGACUACAGUGCAGCCAUCUACAUGUUGGGUUUGUCCCUAGCAACGAUUCAGGAUUUCUACUCUCAUACGAACUGGGUUGAAAUUGGAAAUAACAAAUUCAGCCCCAAUAUAGGACUCCCAGGAAUGGAGUUCGGAAAUGUGGCAACUCCCGGCGAAGGAACCUGUCGGGACUGUCCGCUGGAUGAAGAUGGUUCCGAAUCUUGCAAGGAUAACAUCCUACAGGAAGUAAUUGACCAGAUGAAACUCACAUCGGGUUAUUCUGAUGGCGCCUUUGUCAAUGGCGUCAGGUUGGAGAAGCCGAGAGGUUUAGGCAAGUGUAGUCAUGGCGGUUCACGAGACAGGUCUGGAGGCGGCAUCAACAAGGAACUCCCAACAGCUUGUUUCUCCCCUCAUCAUCACCUGCACCAGGAGGCAGCUGAGGAGGCUAUCCAGGCGAGCGAGUUCUACCUCAAUCUCGUGAGAGGCGCUGUAGGCGACGCCCUGUUUUCGAGAUUGUUGUCCCUCCACCCGUCUCCGGCGAUCGUCCUGGUCCUCGACACCACGGACUCGAUGAAGGAGGAGCUGAGCGCUAUCACUCGGGUGGUCAGAAACCUCUUGGAGCGGCAUUCAAGGGCGACCUAUCCGCCGGCGGAGUACCUCCUGCUUCCUUUUAAUGACCCCUACCUAUCCCGUCCCGUGACGAGGUCGCAGCGCCCCGACGAGAUCUACGAAGCUCUGACUCAGCUCAGAGCCACUGGAGGAGGAGACGAAGCCGAGUACAGCAUGUCUGCCCUGCGGUUAGCGUUGCACUACGCUCCCUCAUACUCCCACGUGUUCUUAAUCACUGACGCCUCCAUCAAGGAUCCUGAAGUCUUCGACAGCGUUGUGGCAAUGGCAAAGGACAAGAGAGUUCAGGUAACUCCGGUAUUAACAAUGCCCGUGAGUUAUGGAGGCAUCCUUGGCAGAUCGGCUCUAUUGAAGUAUAGACUUUCCAGUCGCGACGAGGUGUACCCGGAGAAAGGGAUAACAGCCGAAGCGCGAGCAAAGCGACAGCUGUCCAGCUUCACGAAGUACCAAGAACUCGCCCAGGUGUCCGGAGGGUUGGUCAUAGAGACGCCGAGUGACCUUGUUGAAGAAACUUCCAAGAUUCUCGAAGCUGAACAUUAUCCGAUGGCUGUUCUUUGGCGCGAAGAUGGUGUCACCAAUCCAAGAAUCGUAAAAUUCCCGGUCGAUUUUCUCGUAUCAGAACUCGAGAUUGCUAUAUCAGGAAUGGUAGACUCGGCUACCUUGCGGUCACCCUCAGGCAUACGGUAUGAUCUCUCCUUGAGGGCCCAGUCAAGCGACCAUCCUGAGUACACUGUAGUGGUCAUCACGCCGUUCCUGAUUCAGGUGCGAGUAAACAUGACGCAGAGACGAUCUGAACUGGGCGAAUGGACUCUUAGGAUAGACCCGUCCGAUGUCGUCUCCCUAGUCAUCUCUGCUCGAACCAGCAUGGAUAUAGUUCCAGUGUUCUACAGACCGGAUUAUGGAUCAACUCAACCCUCUUUACAACGUAUUUUAGGCCAACCUGGUAAAGAUAUGAAUACCUUCCUGGACGUCGUAGUGACAGGUGUGGACACAGCUGGUUUGCGCAGUGUCACAAGCGCCCACCUGAGGAGCCUAGAAGGUCAAGAACUCGUUAAGUUGGAUUUACCAACCACCUCUCCCAGGAGAAACACCUAUCUGGAUUUCCCAACAGAUAAACUCAGAGCAGAGAUGUUCACCAUAGUUGUUUUGGGAACAGACAGUGCAGGCUAUAACUUCCGACGGGAAAGUGGUACAGUGUGGAAGGUGGCAGAAUCUUUCAUGGAAUUUCCUUUGGGACGAGAAGUUUGGGGAUACCCGGGCCAGAAUUUAACCGUUCCAGUCAUCGUCCAGAACACCAAUCGGAACUCUUCCAAUACUUUCUUCUUGGCGGUAAAUGACGCCAAAGGAACACCAAUUGCUCUGAGUCAACCGAGAGUCACACUUGGGCGGAACGAAAGUAUCAGACUUAACCUUUACAUGACCAUCCCUCGAGAAAGUCUGCCUUCAACAACCAGCUCCAUUGUUGUUACUGCAACAUCUAUAAAGGGCGACACAUCGUACGCCGUAGCUCACCUCUCUGUCUCGCCAGUGAAUAGUUCCAGGAUAGUGAAAAGACAGGCGAGACUUGAUAGAAAGUACCAGGACCAAGUACCGCCAACCAUAACGGAGUCGGGGAGAUCGUCCUGUGCCGGCUAUCUUUCUCCACAGGACUGUAACCGUCAGUGGAGCGUUACGUUUCGUGUGGAGGAUUCUUAUCCAGGUUUGCUGAGAGUUACCACAAUCCCUGAUUAUAGGAGCAUCCCCAUCUUCAGCAGCGGCGUUCAGACACUGGAAGUCUAUUAUUCAGCCUCUUGCUGUCAGCCAAAGGUUACCAUUUACGCAUACGAUCUGGCUUCCAAUGUCAACUCUUUGACCGUAGAUAAUAGUGAUUCAGCAAACCUUACCGCUGGGGCAGUGUCAGGAAUCGUCAUUGGGUCGAUAGCUGCAAUAAUACUACUACUUGUGCUGGUUGUUUUCAUCGUCAAACGCUUACGAAGUCGCAAGAAGGAAUACGUCACCCCCAUUAAGAGGAGGCAAAGGUCUUCCUCUGAAUAGGGACGCGCGAAGAGGCACUCGGAAGUGACAGAUGUCCAGAGGAAACCCAGAAGAAAAAGAGGCAGCGCUCGCGCUUGCGAUGUCAGCCAAGUUGCCUCGGAGGUAUCGAGGUCAUCCUCAUCUAAAUCUUAUCACUCGACAAAAUCAGAAACGUCGAGUAGUUUGAGCGGAUAUACAUCUAGCCAAAGUUACUGUUCUGGGUCCGUCAUCUCCUCACAGACUCGGUGUAGUGUAUUAUCUGGAGAUGUAUCCGAUACUUCCUCUUUCCAGAGGUCCUCUCACCAAUGGGGAUUCUGGAAGGUGAAGUUCUUGCGUCAUCCUUCGGUUUUUACCGUUGAUAAGAUUUAAUCCCAAUAUUAGAUAGCUUGCAACUGAAUAUUGAUUAAUGUUAAAUGUUUAAAAACCUAAUUUUAUGUUUUCUUCUCAGCAUAUUUAACAAAAUUUGGAAAUUGUUUUUACAUUUUAGAACUCAUUUUAUGAAUUAUUCAUAUAUACACUUUGUAAUUAUAUAACCUCCCGGUGUCUCUUCCAAUCUGUUUAGUCAUUGCGAAUGAGGUUCGUUUAUUGUUACCUUAUUACAGACUGUGGGCAUCUAACUAGUUUAUGCCUGUCAUAUUGUUACAAAAUAAAUGUGAUACUUUUCUCACACUGAAUCAUAGUUUUGAAUUUCUGUAUCAGGUUACACACACACACACACAUAUAUAUAUGUAUACCUAUACAUACAUACAUAUAUAUAUAUAUAUAUAUAUAUAUAUAUAUAUAUAUAUAUAUAUAUAUAAAGUUACAAGAAUGUUUUAAGCAUUAAUUUCUCUUCCAUGAUAAUUUACUCAUGCUGAGGCAUUUUUGUCACCAGCACAUGAUAUGUGUUUGUUGGUUACUAAUUUAUACUAGGUUAUGCAACAUCUUUCGUUUAAUAUCGGGCUUUACUCCGUCUUUCGUAGCAUUUUCAUUCAUUAAUAUAUGCAUGAAAAUAAAAUUCAUGCAUAGCUUUUAUCGAGUCUCUUCUCUUUAUGAGUUCUUCGAACGAAUCAUUUCCAGGCCGAUUGUUAAAGUUAUAAUGUGAUUGUUCUAUAAUGUAAAUAAGACAUGAUUUUAAAUAAAUCUAUA
Molecule: messenger RNA, 4518 nt
Organism: Macrobrachium nipponense
Lineage: Eukaryota; Metazoa; Arthropoda; Malacostraca; Decapoda; Palaemonidae
Product: von Willebrand factor A domain-containing protein 7-like
Exons: 20
Coding region: 304-3411 (1035 amino acids)
Source: RefSeq, a predicted model, not a curated record